AUGACAGAAAUUGAGUUUGGGCAACCGUUGCCAAGAGACCUAGAUUAUGCCGUUUCGUUUGGGAUACCCACAUGGAGCUCCGCUUUAGGCUACGCGGAGCAGAAACCAGAGAUUUGCGGCAAAAUGGUGACAGGCUAUCCCAGAUACUAUCCCCAACCUCCCAUUCAGCGCCUUUGUGACUACUUUUUGCAAAAGUAUGGCCGUGGCUCGGAGAGUUGCCGCCCUUUCCCUUCCUAUAGUUUGGCUCGCGACUGUGUUGAAUACGUGAGCUUCUUCAAGGGCGGGAAAAGCAAUGCUCACAUUGAAGUUGAGACCUUCAAGUUUGACUACGAAGUUGACGCGGAAGUGAAAAUCGCAGCUGUGUUGGCUUCCGAUGACGAUUUUGACAUCGUCAAAGAAUACUGGAAGUUGCGCGGAGAAUGCGUAUCCAGCAGACUAGCAACAUGUCUUAAUCAGCUUCGUGAAGCUGAAGCGUCAGGUUCUAACACAGUGCGGCAGAAGCUUAGCAGCAAGAUUUCGCUAGCCAAGAUAGACGGUAAGACUGCGAAAGCCAUAAUAAAACGAAGAAUAGUUAUAAAUCACUACCAGUCUUUCGGAUUAGAAAAGAAAAACCCGCACUGGAAAGCUCUGGCGGCUGAUCCUGAAAGAGAUGUUCAUCUCGUGUCAAGUGGCAUGUCCUCCAUCUUCACAGUUCGCAGGUUCUUAACGUUCUGGGAGAAGAACCGUAUUCCUGGAAGCGAAGCUACAAGGGGACCGAGCGAAAAGAGCGAAUCAAUGUUGUGCAACACAGCCGUUGUCUUCGGCUUUCCCUUCAAGGAUACACAAGUUAUUAUGAGAAAGCUUGGCAACUGUAAGUUUUACGGUUUUGGUGAUUCUCGGGAUAUCGCUGGAUUGACAAAGUUUUUGGAAUCCGACGGGCAGCGUGUUCUUGCAGUUUUUGUCGAGACUCCAUCCAACCCCUUACUUAACAUGCCUGAUCUCAAGUCCUUGAGACAGUUAGCUGAUAGACAUGGAUUUGCCUUGGUAGUUGAUGAUACUAUCGGUGGAGUUAACAUCGAUGUCAUGCCUUAUGCCGACAUAGUAUGCACUUCCCUCACUAAGCUCUUCAGCGGUUCCAGUAAUGUUAUGGGUGGCUCGAUAAUAAUCAACCCGAAAUCAACUUUCCACUCUAGUGCCUUAGAAUACUUUCAGAGUGGCGAUUUUGAGGACCUUCUUUGGUGCGAGGACGCAAUAACUCUCGAGCUGAACUCGCGCGAUUACGAGGAGAGGACACUGCGCUGCAACCAAAACACUGAAUAUCUGUUAAGCAAAGUGCUCCAACCAGAAGUUGGAAAGAUUUUUAAAAAAGUGUACUAUCCUACCCUCAGUUCUGCGGAGACGUUAGCGAACUACGACUCAGUCCGCAACGAAGCCGGUGGUUAUGGAAGCUUGUUCUCUCUUGAAUUCUACAAUGAGGAAGACGCUGAGACAUUCUAUGACUCCUUGAAAGUCUUCAAAGGACCUUCCAAUGGAACGAACUUUACACUAGCAUGCCCUUAUGUGCACUUGGCACAUCACUGGGAGCUGGAUGAUGUUUCACAAUUCGGAAUCGACCCAAAUCUCGUUAGGGUGAACAUAGGCUCAGAAGCCAGUCACUGGUUACUUGACAAAUUCUCAAACGCAAUCGAACAAGUAAGACAUAGGUGUCUCAAUCGUUCGUAG
This is a messenger RNA of Torulaspora globosa, 1701 nucleotides long. It is a transcript of the gene HSU1, whose product is annotated as cystathionine gamma-synthase. The transcript has a single exon. Gene Ontology annotation, molecular function: cystathionine gamma-synthase activity; pyridoxal phosphate binding. Lineage: Eukaryota; Fungi; Ascomycota; Saccharomycetes; Saccharomycetales; Saccharomycetaceae. Gene Ontology annotation, biological process: transsulfuration. The record is from RefSeq and is a predicted model, not a curated record. The coding region runs from base 1 to 1701 and encodes 566 amino acids.